UCAUGGACAAGGAGAAGAAAAAGCCGACUAUCUCAGCCAAGGAGAAGAAACUUACUCCAAAAAUCACAUACACCCCUCAGAAGCCAGUAACUCGGAGCCACCCGCAGAAAAGAGUUGAUCCUGAGUUUGCUAGUGGCAAAGGACUGUCGGGACAUAAAAGGCGAAAAACAAAGUCCAGAACUGAAAACCCAGUUGGAAAAGAUUGCCCAACAGAGAAAGUUCAGAAAAAGGAUAGCGAGAAUGUGAGAAAGAGAAAAGCUAAAGGUGAUCCAAAUCUGCAAGAACUUACUAAAAAAGUGAAGAAUGCACGCAAGUUGUUGAGCCUAAGGAAAUCUCCGUUCUAUAAGGAUUUGAGUUCACAACAAAGAGCGCUUCUCUCUCCUUUUUUUGACAAAGCUACCUCAAUCAACAGUGCUUGGAAAGCUCCUGCUGUGAUUGGUCAUCACAUAUUAUCUGCAGAGACUUUGAAGAUCUGCUACAUAACAGGGCUUUAG
Molecule: messenger RNA, 494 nt
Organism: Papaver somniferum (opium poppy)
Lineage: Eukaryota; Viridiplantae; Streptophyta; Magnoliopsida; Ranunculales; Papaveraceae
Exons: 2
Coding region: 3-494 (163 amino acids)
Source: RefSeq, a predicted model, not a curated record